AUGCCUACAUUAGCAACUUAUUCGUUAAUAACUUUGUUAUUCACUAUUUCUUAUACCUUUACUUUACUGUCUUUAUUAUUGCCAAAUUGGUUACUUUUUUCAACCCCGAAACCAUUUCGCACAUAUACCAACAUUGGUUUAUUUAAGCGAUGUUCUAAUACGAUAUUUAAUGAUGAAUGUCGGCCGUUUCCAUCAUCAGAUUACAACGAUUGUGAAGAGAAAUUUUUUUGUGAAGAAUGGGGAUUAGCAGUAACAACGAUGAUAUUAGCUGCGAUAUUAGGAGGUUUAACAUGGUUAAACUUUGUUUUAAUUUUAUUAGGAGGAAGGUUAAGAAGAGAGAAAGCAUGGAAAAAUUCUUCAGGAUUGCUUCUUUUACACGCAUUAUUUCAGUUUAUUACAAUCUUUUUAAUUGCUCAUAUUUAUACAACAUCGGAAAAAUUUUAUUUUGGAGUCAAAUAUGAUUAUAGUUUUAUAUUUGCAAAUAUCUCAGCAUGUCUUAGUGUUCUCUUAUCCCUUACAUUAUUUACGAAUGGAUUGUUUUCACCACCCGAAUAUCAUUCUUUUUAG
Molecule: messenger RNA, 567 nt
Organism: Funneliformis mosseae
Lineage: Eukaryota; Fungi; Glomeromycota; Glomeromycetes; Glomerales; Glomeraceae
Source: the annotation of a GenBank genome assembly